AUGAGCGAGUUUGAACAACUUGGCAUUCACCAGUGGCUAUCAAAACAGUGCGCCUACAUGGCGUUGCAACACCCCACACCCAUCCAGAAGCUUUGUAUUCCCGCAAUUUUAGCUGGCAAGUGUGUGGUUGGAGGCGCAGCCACUGGUAGCGGUAAGACGGCGGCAUUCGCCCUCCCAGUGCUGCAAAUCCUCGCUGAGGACCUCUACGGGGUGUUCGCACUUGUAUUGACACCAUCCCGCGAACUUGCUUACCAAAUCGUGGAUCAGUUUGUGGCGCUUGGCGCACCGCUGCAUAUACGCACCGCCAUUAUUAUUGGCGGCUUGCCGCACGAGCAGCAGCUGGAUGCGUUAAAAGCCCGCCCACAUGUCGUUGUCGCCACGCCGGGUCGCCUGAAAUUUAUGUUGGAAAAAUUCCCGGAGGCUCGCAAAGCCUUUCUACAUCUGCGUUUUCUUGUGCUUGACGAGGCUGACCGACUGACGAGCGAUGACAUUGAAACCGAUGUGGAGGAAGUUGUUCGCCUGCUUCCCCCCGCACGUCCCGAACGGCGUGUGCUGCUCUUUACAGCCACGCUGGAACAGCGUCUUACGCGGGUGGAGGAAGGCGGGUGGCUGGUACGUCUUGGGAUUACACCUGCCGCUCAAAAUUUGGAGGUGUUCGCCACCAACACGGUGACAACAGUUGCUGAUGAUAAUGGGGCUACCACUGAGUCCUAUGCCGUUGCUGACUCACUAAAACAGCGCUACCUCUUUAUCCCCAAUAUGGUGAAGUUAGCUUACCUCGUUGCAUCUAUUCGUGCUGCGGGGACGGAGCAGUCAACCAUUGUCUUUACCAACUCCUGCAUGCGCUGUGAAGUUGUUCGACUUACUUUACAGCUACUAGGAUUUCCCGUCUGCAGCCUUAACUCCGUCAUAUCACAGAAACACCGAGUAGACAACUUGGCUACAUUUAAACUAGGCAUUGCCCGUAUUUUAGUGGCAACAGACAUCGCGAGUCGUGGGCUAGACAUUCCCGCGGUCGGUUUGGUACUGCACUACGACCUGCCCAAACAGGUUUCCACGUACUUGCACCGUGUGGGUCGCACGGCACGUGCCGGUCGUGAGGGUCUUUCAGUUGCCUUCGUGACAGAGUACGACGUGAAUUUGGUGCGUCGUCUCGAGAGGAAAAUGGACUGCACCAUGACGCUUUGGAAGGCCAAGGGUGUCAAUGAGAAGGAAGUGUUAAAACUUCUCGAUGAGGUCUCUGCAGCGAAAGUGCAGGCGAAGAUUCAGGUGGAGGACCAGUUUGGGCGACGUGUCAACACAUUGAAGGUCCACGCUGCCGAAAAACGAGCACGCCAGCGGGAAGAGCAGCAGCAGCAGCAGCAGCAGGAAACCACCGCGAGGGUUUGCCGAGUUGCCUCCAAAGAAGACAACACCAGCAAAGCGGCUCUGCUGCACCCCAUGCCGGACCAAGACCCCGUUAAGUUGCAGUCGGAAAAAAAGAGGGAGAAGUCCUUAAAGAAGCGGCGAAGAGCCGACGCGUAA
Messenger RNA from Trypanosoma cruzi, 1524 nucleotides. RefSeq names its product ATP-dependent RNA helicase, putative. The coding region runs from base 1 to 1524 and encodes 507 amino acids. The record is from RefSeq and is a predicted model, not a curated record. Gene Ontology annotation, molecular function: RNA helicase activity; ATP binding; nucleic acid binding. Lineage: Eukaryota; Euglenozoa; Kinetoplastea; Trypanosomatida; Trypanosomatidae. The transcript has a single exon.